AUGAUGAACAUCCCCAGAUUCUACGAUAUUCCCAACAGAAUUGACGGUGGGGAAUGGCAAUUACGGUCUAUUGACCAAUCAAACUUCAUUAUCAAUAAUUAUCCCUUAACAAAUAUCUCCUACACUCCCAAUAAAACCGUCACCGUGUCAGGACCGUUCAAUGAUGACGAUACAGGGUGUUUCCUUGUACGGUUGAAUCCAAUAUUCAAAUCUAAUGAUAUAAUCUUCACUAAAGUCUCGUGGCCAGCUACGUUACCGGUAGAUUUCACCCUUUCCCAUGAUUUUAUCCCGUCCAAAACCUUGGACAAUGGUGAUGAUUUCGAUAUCUACGUCAAUGUAACCUAUCAUUUCAAUUAUAAGAGUUAUAAGCCGGUAACCAUUGAGGAAUUGAAGUUUAAUUUGGUGAUUGAGGUUCUACCCAACCGAUUACCUAUUCCCAUCGAAGUUUAUGACAUUAUAAGGUACCAGGUAGGUUUGUUGUUGAUCAUAGUACCACUUUUACCUGAUUUACUUGAAUGGUUUGGGUUAAAAUGA
Molecule: messenger RNA, 534 nt
Organism: Yamadazyma jaroonii
Lineage: Eukaryota; Fungi; Ascomycota; Pichiomycetes; Serinales; Debaryomycetaceae
Source: the annotation of a GenBank genome assembly